AUGUCACUGCUGCGAUUCGUGUCUUUCCGAAAUAUCUUCUACUAUGUGCAGAUUAUGGCAGAUUACUCGAUUGGGGAGAAGAUAUUAGAAGAACGCCUGUAUGACAGCGAAAACAAUCGUACUCCAGAGCCUGAGCAUGUUAUUAAUUUGAAGCAUGGUGUCGUUCGCGAAGCCUACGAAUUAUUUUUGACUCAUUUUGGUGCUAGUCCAAUAAAUGAGUUAAAGGCUGCGGCUGCUCCAGGACGGGUGAAUCUUAUUGGAGAUCAUGUUGAUUACUGUGAUGGAGUUGUUCUACCCAUGGCUAUUCCCCUGUACACUGUUGUGCUGGGCCGCAAAACGGAUGAUCAAAGGAGAGGAUUCACAAAUAUCUUCUCAUCCCAUUUCUCGGAUCCUGUUGUCAUUCGGCGGCCGUAUGAUACUAUCAUCGAAAAGAAUGUGAAUUGGGGACGGUAUAUCCAAGGUGUUUUCGCGUUAACGGCAUGUGACCUGUGUUUUGAUGUUGUUGUUCACUCCAGUAUUCCUAUCGGAUCUGGACUUAGCAGCUCUGCUGCACUCGAGUUAGCUUCAUAUCACUUCGUUUCCCAAUUCUUCCUAGAGCCUCUACCCACAGGGGUAAGUAGUGCAGAGCUAUGUCGUCGAGUUGAACACGAGUAUGCGGGAAUGCCUUGUGGAAUUAUGGAUCAGUUUGUUAUUGCCUUAGCCGAACAUGCUCACGCUCUUCGUAUUGAUUGCAGAUCGCUUUCCUACGAUUUGAUUCCCAUGAGCAUAUCCCACGACGCCCUCUUUCUCAUCAUUAAUAGCGGAGUACAUCACAUGCACGCCGGUGGUGAGUACAAGAAAAGAAGAGAAGUGGUUGAAGAAGUGCUUCGGAUCCUAAACCUACCUUCGUGGCGUGAUGUUACCCACGACCUCCUGCACGAGAAGUCGUCGCUUUUUAAUUCUGGUGCGCUUGAUUGUGCCCUUCAUGUCGUUGAUGAGAUCGAACGAACGUUUAAGGCUAGCGAGGCACUGCUAGAUAAUGAUAUCACUCAUUUUGGACGAUAUAUGUGCGAGAGUCACAACUCUCUCAAGGACAAAUACCGUGUUUCUUGCCCUGAGAUUGAUGAAUUAGUAUCACUUACGUUGUCAUGCGAAGGUGUAUUCGGUUCACGAAUGACUGGCGGUGGUUUCGGUGGUUGCACAGUUUCACUUGUGAGGAAGGAUAAUCUUGACGAUGUGAAGAAUUACAUUAAGGAGAACUACAGGGGUGGAACGCCGACUUUUUAUGAAUGUGAGGCAGUGUCCCACGCUUCUGCAGUCGAGCUCGAAUUUCUUGCCAAAGUUUAG
Molecule: messenger RNA, 1326 nt
Organism: Necator americanus (New World hookworm)
Lineage: Eukaryota; Metazoa; Nematoda; Chromadorea; Rhabditida; Ancylostomatidae
Exons: 10
Coding region: 1-1326 (441 amino acids)
Biological process (GO): carbohydrate phosphorylation; galactose metabolic process
Cellular component (GO): cytosol; cytoplasm
Molecular function (GO): ATP binding; galactokinase activity
Source: RefSeq, a predicted model, not a curated record